Molecule: messenger RNA, 2466 nt
Organism: Cladophialophora immunda
Lineage: Eukaryota; Fungi; Ascomycota; Eurotiomycetes; Chaetothyriales; Herpotrichiellaceae
Exons: 3
Coding region: 1-2466 (821 amino acids)
Source: RefSeq, a predicted model, not a curated record
AUGCAGGCUAUCAAGUACGGCCUGAGGGAAUCCUCAGUCGACAGCGUCAACGAUGGCCGUAGCCGCUAUGUUCCCAGCUCGGUCUACAGUGGUGCAGGCCCCGUCGACGACUCGCCGGCACUUGCCCAGGGCCACAGUUUUAUGUCCGGAGCACUGCGAGGCCCGUUCGAGGAACAGGAGAAACCCCCAGCCCGUUUUACGCAGCCAUCCCAGAACGCCCCGCGAAACUCAACACUUCUGAACAUUAAUGACCCCGUGGCGAUGCAUCUGUUGACCGAGACGGCGAUCAGCGACAGCAGAGAAUUCGAGGUGCUGUCAUUUGAGGAGGUGGAGCAGCUGAAGAAAGAGAGGAGCUUCCUCAGAGGGAAAAUUGAAACGACGAGGCGGAAGCUGGCGCUGGAGAGCAAACUGCGAGAUGCUGCUCAGUCCCUGAAUCGUCUAUACUCAACCCGCGAAUCCCCAGACGCGGCAUCCUCACCAAAGAAAUCGCGGCGCAGUUUACUGGGGAGUAGACAUGGUGGUGGUAACGAGGUCGUGCAUCGGGCAGACGACGAAUACGCUGCAAGUAUGAAAAAGGUGGAGGAAUUCUCGCGCGAGCUGUUCCACCUGGAGAAAAGGCUUCAAGACAUAGAUCGCCGCAUUCUGCAGCACACGGCCGGUAUUCUGCAAAUGACACACAGAGGCCUGAAGAAGAAUAUCCGCAGGAAUGAACUGCCUCGCAGCCCAGAAAGCAUGUCCAGUCAGCUUAACGGGCGAGGUUCUGCAUUGGACGCCAGAGACGAUUUUGAUGAGCGCAGUCUCUACCAGGUCCCGGACUAUGUCACCGACUUUGGACAGAUUCCCCACGGCAUAAACAAGGGCAAAGCUGGAUCCCGACCUGUCGACGGUUUUGCGACCCGCCUGCAUGAAUUGAACCAACGUCUACAUCUGAUGAUCACCCAAGCAAGUCUGCAAGAACAUUUUGACCCACCACCCCAGCCUUCUGACGAGCACAUGGCUGGAGGUGUUGAUGCACAAAUCCAAGCAUACCUUGGCUACAUGUCACAAGGAUUGGACGCAAUGGAAGCUGCGCAAGCUCGAUCCAACGAAGCUGUUCAGCAAUCGAUCUUUGACACCGAAGAACAGCUUGAAGAUGUCAACCUUCGACUACAUGAUAUGUUGGCAAGAACAAACUCUGUCGGGCAUAGCCCCGUGUUACCUCAAGAUGAACCCCGUGGGAAGGAUCUGCAGUCACAAUUGGCCUUCUCUUCUUCUGUCAUUGAGCGAUUGAGCAAACGCGUUGAGACGCUCAUCGAACAGAAGGAUAUCCUGACCCGCCAAAUCCAACAGCAACGCGAACUCAACAGCAAGUCCGAUGCUCAGCGGGAUGCCAAGAUCCAUGAAUUGGUUGCCGAUUUAGAGGAGUCAAAGCGCUCUCAAACAGAAAGUGAGCAAGAAGCACAACAUUCCCGCGAUCAAAUCAAUUUGCUCAUGGAGGAACUGGAUCUCGCGAAGCAACAAAGUGUUCUAUUGGAACAUGAACGAGGCGCAGACGAGAGCAAAGCUCUCGAACUCGAACGAGCUGCCCGCAAAGAGGUGGAAGAAAAGUUUCUGGCCGAACUACAGGCCAAGCAAGAGGAGCAUAGCCGACUGCAGUCCGAAAUACAGCAGACUCGGAGGGACCUGGAAUCGAAGUCCGCGGAAGCAGCAAGCCUAGCGGCAAGUCAGGCUCAGGCUCAGGCGGCACAGGAGGAAGUGGUCAACGAUCUCCGCCAGCAGAUGGACGCGCUGGGUAGUGCGAAAGCCGAAGCAGAGUCGGCACUCUCGAAACUCCGUGCAGAGAUGCAAGAGCUCGAAUCUGAAGUGGUGCGAGCGCAGACCGAGUUGACCGUGGUCAAGGCUGAGUUAGAUGGUGCUUAUGGGACACGUGCUCAGCGAGCGGCCGAUGUGUCCAUGAAUCCUGCCAUUCAGAAGGAAAUUGACGAGUUGAACAUGCGGAACAAUGAGCUGGAAAGUCAUGUGAGUAACCUGAGAAGGGAACACGAGGCCAAAGACACGUCAAGCGUCGAACUGCAGAACAAGGUCGCCGCUCUGCAGAGGGAGUUGAAAGAGACCAUCGAAGAAUACGAAGUCAUGACGAGGCAGAGCAUUGAAGACGAAAAAGAGCGGGAGCGGCUUGAGGAGAAAGUCGACGCGUUGCAGCAGCAAUGCGAAGCCCUCGAGUCCCAGCUCAACGAAGAGAAGGUGAAGGGACUAGGGACGAAAGUUUCGUCGCCCACAGACACAACGUCCACAAUGGUCUUGAAGAAUGAAUUCAAGAAGAUGAUGCGCGAGACCCGGGCAGAGAAUCUCAAAGUCCUCAAGGCUGAGCAAGAAGAAAGACGCCGCUUAGAAGGCAUCAUCAAGAGCCUGAAGAAAGAUCUUCAACAACGGCACUCUCAGAAGGAACCUCCCUCAACACCGAUCGAAGCGGCGGACCCUCGCUAA